GCUGAUUUGUCUGGAUCAAAAAUACCUGUUUACUGAUUUGUGCAAAGUCUGAAUCUUGCUAUCUGUUUCUGGGUAUUUUUCCCACUUGUCCAAUUGGGUCAAGUUCUUAUCUGGUGAGUUUCAUGAGCCAACACUCCAUUUUUCAUUUCAUUUUCUAAGUUGUCCAUAAAUUCUUGGUUAUCUGUUCUAAAAUUUUAUAUCCCAGGCCAGUUGGGUUUCUUGAAAUUUGAAAAAUCUGACUUGGGAUUGUUGGAAAGUUGAAACUUUUAUGGAUACCCUUCUUGAAAGAUGUGAUGUUUCCAUGGAAAGAUUCAAUUUUGGGGUCCAUCCUCAUCAAAAUCUUGUAAAUGGGUUCAAAAUGGAUCAUGAGUCCACCUAUUCAAUUUUCCUUCCAACAAAUGUGGACCAUAAUUCUAGUGAUUCAAGUCCUCCUUUGAACACUGGUUCAGAUGGAGAUUCUACUGACCCUGGAGAUUUCAAUCAUCCUGUGCUUAAGCACAUAAGCGAUAUUCUUCUGGAAGAAGAUUUGGAGGGUAAGCCCUGCAUGUUGCAGGACUGUUUGGCCCUCCAAGCUGCUGAAAAGUCUUUCUUUGAUGUCCUUAAUCCAAGGGGUCCUCCUUCGCCAAACCAACCCCCUUUGUCCCAUAGCCUUGAGAAUCCGGAUGAUGAUUCCACCCCGAGUUCUCAUAGCUGUAAUGGCACCUCUAUUCCUUCAGAAACCUCCCAUUUCCAAUCUUAUCUUGCUGAGUCUCAAUCGGAUAACGUUUUGGUUUCGGAUCCUCUUUCUGAGAUGCAAAGUUUUGGGCAUUUUGGAGGUGUAGGGGAAGCAUGUAAGUUCCUCCAAAAUGAAAGUUUUGGAACUAUUGACCUGGAGAGGUGCCACUUAAUGUCUCCAGGUCCUGGUCCGUGCCCUCCGGGCAUUCGCACACUGAUGAGGAGGCCGGAGAAUGAUGGGCACAACUCAACAAAUAUAUUGAAGGGAAAAAAGCAUCAUCAAAGGGAGGAUGGUGAUUAUCCAGAAGAAGGGAGGAGCAGCAAGCAGCCAGUUGCUUUUGCUGAUGACUCGGAGCCGCAAGAAAUGUUUGAUGAAGUGUUACUCAGUCAUGGGCGUCAUCAUUUCGGUAACAAGCAGUCAAAAGGGUCCAAAACAACACGUUCAAAGAAACAGAAUAGCAACGCAGAAAUAGUAGAUUUGAGCACAUUGCUAACUCAAUGUGCACAAGCCGUGGCAAGCUAUGACCAACAAACUGCACGUGAACGACUCCAGAAGAUAAGGCACUACUCUUCCCCCCGUGGUGAUGCAAAGCAGAGAUUAGCUCAUUACUUUGCUGAUGGCCUAGAGGCACGCUUGGCUGGCGCCACAACCCCGUCAUACUCUUUUCUUGUUGGUACGCAGUCAUCAGCUGCUGAAAUAUUAAAAGCCUUUCAGGUAUCUGUUUCCUCAUCCCCUUUCAAGCACACAUCACAUUUCGUGGCCAACAGAACGAUUAUGAAACUCUCUGAAAACGCAACAAGGCUUCACAUUGUUGAUUUUGGUAUUGAUUAUGGUUUCCAAUGGCCUUGCUUUAUCCAACAUCUCUCGGAGAGACCUGGUGGGCCUCCUAAGCUUCGUAUCACAGCGAUUGAGCUUCCCCAACCAGGUUUUAGGCCUACAGAAAGAGUUGAGGAGACUGCACGCCGUUUGAAAAAAUAUGCUGAGAGAUUUAAUGUUCCAUUCGAGUGCAAUGUCAUUGCACAAAAAUGGGAGACAAUCAAGUUUGAGGAUCUUAAAAUUGACAGAAAUGAGCCGACUGUCGUCAAUUGUAUGUUCCGUUUAAAGAAUAUACCUGAUGAGACGGAGAUGUUGAGCAGUGCCAGUCCAAGAGACAUUGUGCUAAAGUUGAUCAGGAAAAUUAAUCCAGAUGUUUUCAUUCAUGGGAUUGUCAAUGGUACAUACACUGCACCCUUCUUUGCCGCACGGUUCAGAGAGGCACUCUUCCACUACUCUGCAUUGUUUGAUAUAUUUGAGGCCACUGUUCCACGCGAAGAUGAAAUGCGGCUGUUGUUUGAAAAAGCAGUUUAUGGUAGAGACAUAGUGAAUGUCAUAGCUUGUGAGGGACUGGAAAGAGUAGAAAGGCCUGAGACAUACAAGCAGUGGCAGUUUCGGAAUGUGAGGGCUGGGUUCAAGCAGCUUCCACUAGACCAAGAGCUUUUGAAGCAAGUGCGGAGAAUGUCAAAAUGUUAUCAUGAUGAUUUUUGGAUUGACGAAGAUGGGAACUGGAUGCUGCAGGGAUGGAAAGGAAAAAUUCUCUUGGCGAUUUCAAUUUGGGUACCGGCCUAGAGCUAUUACAAUCUUUACUAUCUUUGGUGUUGGGUUUUUUCUGUAAUCUUCCAUCCAGGAACAAAGGUGUUUAUACUGCUUUGUACUUGGUUUUGUGAGUUUAUUGUUUAUUUUUCAAUUAAUUCAUUGCUGCCAA
Molecule: messenger RNA, 2456 nt
Organism: Pyrus x bretschneideri (Chinese white pear)
Lineage: Eukaryota; Viridiplantae; Streptophyta; Magnoliopsida; Rosales; Rosaceae
Product: scarecrow-like protein 14
Exons: 1
Coding region: 269-2320 (683 amino acids)
Biological process (GO): regulation of DNA-templated transcription
Cellular component (GO): nucleus
Molecular function (GO): DNA-binding transcription factor activity; sequence-specific DNA binding
Source: RefSeq, a predicted model, not a curated record